This is a messenger RNA of Racocetra persica, 630 nucleotides long. The record is from the annotation of a GenBank genome assembly. Lineage: Eukaryota; Fungi; Glomeromycota; Glomeromycetes; Diversisporales; Gigasporaceae.
AUGUUCGCAAAGUUUGGCCAAAUACAAACUCCCAAUGAAACAUUUCAAACAAUUUGGUGGAAAUAUUUUUUUUCUAUAAAUGAUCCACCACAAAUAAUUACAACCGAUGAUAUCAUAUUUUUUUCAGGAAAAUACAUAAUCGAAAAUUCUGAACAGUGUCUUACUGUUUCAUAUGCAAGCAUUCUUGGCACUAAUCACGAAUCUAAUAUUACCAAUAUUUUCAAUAUUCCUUCAUGUGUACCACACUUUACCAGUACAGCCAAUGUUAAAAUGCAAAUGACUGCCUUUUAUCACUCUCAAUCAACUAGAUUUGAAAAAUAUUUAGGUCCUUUAGGAUCUUAUAUUAAAUUAAGUCAUAAUUAUCUUAUUUCGGGUCUUAUCAAAUUUUUGGCAUCUGGAAAAAUAAUGAUAGAAGCAACGGAUGUAGACCAUUUAAAAACUUUAAAUAUGAAUAAUAAUAUAUUUGAAAGUUCUCCUUCGACAAUGUCUAAUACUAAGUCAAUAAUUAAUAUCAUCAGUAAUGAUAUCGAAUUUUCAGUUAAACCUGAUACUAGUACCACCUAUAAAGAUAUUCAAGAAUCCCAAAAAAAGAACAAUCAGAUCACAAAAAUAAAGCGGUUAUUAAUUUAG